This is a messenger RNA of Penicillium longicatenatum, 702 nucleotides long. RefSeq names its product ThiJ/PfpI family protein. NCBI's taxonomy places the organism in Eukaryota, Fungi, Ascomycota, Eurotiomycetes, Eurotiales, Aspergillaceae. The transcript is spliced from 3 exons. The coding region runs from base 1 to 702 and encodes 233 amino acids. The record is from RefSeq and is a predicted model, not a curated record. Gene Ontology annotation, molecular function: glyoxalase III activity.
AUGGCUCCUAAAGUCCUUGUCGUUCUCACCUCCCAUGACCAGAUCCCUGGCGUCGGACCUACCGGCUGGUAUUUGCCCGAAUUCGCUCAUCCAUGGGAAGUCCUUAAUAAAAAGACUUCCUUGACCAUUGCCUCCCCAAAGGGCGGAAAAGCCCCACUGGACCCCAACUCCGUGAAGAUGUUCGAAGCAGACCCCGUGUCCAAGUCUUUCUUGCAAAACCAGGAGGCACUAUGGAGCAACACGGAGAAGCUGGCCGAUGUGGCUCCCCGCGCCGGAGAGUUUGAUGCUAUUUUCUACGUUGGUGGACAUGGACCCAUGUUCGAUCUCACAACCGAUCCAGUUUCCAUUUCCCUCAUCGAGACUUUCGCUGCGGCCAAGAAACCCGUUGCUGCGGUCUGCCACGGACCCUGUGUUUUCCUUAACACGAAGAACACAUCCGGCGAGUCUCUUAUUGCCGGUGCGGAGGUGACUGGAUUCUCUAACUUGGAGGAGGACCAGGUGCAGCUUUCGGCUGCCAUGCCUUUCAUGUUGGAGACUGAGUUGCAGGCUAAGGGUGGUAAGUAUGUUAAGGCUGAUGAGCCUUGGGGACCUAAGGUCAUUGUUGAUAAGACGAACGGGAUUGGAGGUGUUUUGAUUACUGGACAGAAUCCCGCUUCGGCUACUGGAGUUGGAGAGGCUAUUCUCAAGGCUUUGGGGCUUUAA